This is a messenger RNA of Talaromyces proteolyticus, 864 nucleotides long. RefSeq lists its product as uncharacterized. Lineage: Eukaryota; Fungi; Ascomycota; Eurotiomycetes; Eurotiales; Trichocomaceae. The transcript has a single exon. The record is from RefSeq and is a predicted model, not a curated record. Bases 1 to 864 code for a protein of 287 amino acids.
AUGUCGUUUUCCAGGAACUGCCGCACUGCCCGCGUGCAGGUCCGCAGCUUCUCGAUAUCCUCUAAUCUACGUGUCGGACCCGAGUCUCCUAACUACCUCGAUGUACCGAAGACAUUGCAGCCCGACCUGCCUCCCAAACCCCAAGUGAAGGGCACUCUACCUGUCCCUCGUGAGAUUUUCCCUCGUCGCCGUGCCGAUAAACCAACCUGGGCGUACAUUUCGGCAGCCACCCCCGAGCCAACCAAGGAGAGGAUGAUCAGAAAGGGCGAUCCGAAUGCAGAGAUCAUUCAAUGGAAACAGAAAAUGGCAGAGUCUCGAAGGGCCAAUCUCAGAGAUGGUCUGCGUGAAUUGUAUCAGAGGAAACAGGCCACCGACGAUCUCAUGAUGAGGCGCAGUGCCGCGAAGCAAGCGCGAAGAGAACGUGUAUUUAAACAGCCACCGAGAGAUGAUGAGCGCUUGACACGACCAACAACGGUGGCGGCUAUGAAACCCACACAAAGCGCUAUCCUUCCUGACCCCGACCGAGAAGCACGUCUUGCGCUCUCCCGAGAGCGUGUGCUCACGAAACAACUAGAGAAAUCCGCAAUCCGCCAAACUGACCUACACACUCUUUACAUGAACGCCCGGAAUUUCAUUACCACCGAGUCUCAACUUGAACAAGAGAUCGAAGCAAAGUUCCGCGAGGACGGUGGCGAUGAAUGGAAUACCGACAGUGGCUAUGGGGUUAAUGUUUGGGCCAAGGGAGCCCCUCCAACUAUCCAGGAUACUGUGAAGAUCCAAACAAAGGAUGAGAAUGGAAGAUGGAAGUUUGAACAAGAAAGAAUGCGCAAAGUGGUCGAGACAAUUACUGGUGGAAAGAUGUGA